This is a messenger RNA of Rotaria sp. Silwood1, 432 nucleotides long. NCBI's taxonomy places the organism in Eukaryota, Metazoa, Rotifera, Eurotatoria, Philodinida, Philodinidae. The record is from the annotation of a GenBank genome assembly.
AUGAUAUCAUUAGAAAUUCAAGGAUUAAUUCAAAUAAAACCAUCUCAAUCACAAAUUAUUGAAACUAUUUUUCAAUCAUCAUUAAAAUAUUGUUUUAUAUUCAUGUCGGUUAAUUUUUAUUAUAAAAAUGCUGAAGGAAUAAAUCAUUUUAUUUUAUUUCAUUUUAAUAAUACAAAUGACAAAUUCAGUAUUCAUAUUAGAAAUGGAAUAGUUGAUGUCAAAUUUUAUUGGCCUGAAAAUAUUGAUUCAAAAAAUAUUCAUAUGAUUGUACAAGUUAAAACAGAAUUAAUUUGGAAAGAAAUUAUAGCUCGUUUAAAAAGUCCAAUGGAAGCUCUUGAAAAUGAACAAAUUAUUAUUAAAGAUGAAAAUCAACAAAUUUACCCAGAAGGUGUUUUGCAAUUUAUUGAAUUUUUACUUAUGUUUGGUUCAUAG